This is a messenger RNA of Eubalaena glacialis (North Atlantic right whale), 1498 nucleotides long. It is a transcript of the gene SHISA8, whose product is annotated as shisa family member 8. Gene Ontology annotation, cellular component: dendritic spine membrane; postsynaptic density; postsynaptic membrane. The transcript is spliced from 4 exons. The coding region runs from base 1 to 1200 and encodes 399 amino acids. Gene Ontology annotation, biological process: regulation of AMPA receptor activity; regulation of short-term neuronal synaptic plasticity. The record is from RefSeq and is a predicted model, not a curated record. Lineage: Eukaryota; Metazoa; Chordata; Mammalia; Artiodactyla; Balaenidae.
AUGGAGCUGGCCUGGGCGCGGGGGCUGCGCGGAGGCCGCGGCCCGCCGGCGCUCGGGCUCGCGCUCGGGCUGGCUCUGCUGCUGGCGCGGCCGCCGUCGGGCGGCGCGGGGGGCCCCGAGGCGCAGGAGCCGGCGGCGCCCGGCACGGCGGCCCCGGCCGGGGGCGACCGCUGCCGCGGCUACUACGACGUGAUGGGGCAGUGGGACCCGCCCUUCAACUGCAGCUCGGGCGCCUACAACUUCUGCUGCGGCACGUGCGGCUACCGCUUCUGCUGCCACGACGGGCCGCGGCGCCUUGACCAGAGCCGCUGCUCCAACUACGACACGCCGGCCUGGGUUCAGACUGGCCGGCCUCCCGCGCGUGCCCGCGACGCCACGGUGCCCCGGGACCCGGGCCGCGAACGCAGCCACACGGCCGUCUACGCGGUGUGCGGCGUCGCCGCCCUGUUCGUGCUGGCCGGCAUCGGGGCGCGCCUGGGCCUGGAGAGGGCGCACAGCCCGCGCGCGCGGCGCACCGUGACCAGGACACUGACAGAACUUCUGAAGCAGCCUGACCCCCAGGAGCCACUACCUCCACCUCUGGACCCACCUCUGGGUAGCUGUGUCCAGGUGCAGAUGGCCGAUGGCCUCCCCCAGGGCUCCCUCCACAACAGCACAGACAAGAAACGCCCCAUCAACGUGCCCCUGGCUUCGGCGACAGCGGGCCCCCCGCGCGCCCCGCGGCUGCAGGGCGGCGACAGCCUGACGAGGCAGCCGGACUACGCCAAGUACGCCACCCUCAAGGCAGCCGCGCUCAAGGCCGCAGAGGCCUCCCCGCGGGACUUCUACCAGCGUUUUCCCGCGACUGAAGCAGCCCCGCCGACCCUCCCGGCGCGAGCCCGGAGGCCCCCCGAGGACUUGCCUGCACUGCUCGACGCCUGCCCCUGGGCCCCGCCGGGCUACGCGCCCCCUGCCGGCCCCACCCUAUCGGGCCACUACAAGGCCUGGACGGCCGGCCGCCCGGCCCAGCCCGCCCCCCGCGGCCACCUGGCGUCUCAUGCCUCCUCAGCGCCCCGGAGGCCCGGCGACGCACCCCGGCGCCAGUUCAGCGUAGAGAAGCUGCCCGAGGCCUUCAGCCCGCAGCCCCCUGGCCUUUAUGGCCGCGCCAGCCGUGGACCCCGGCACCUGAGCACCAACAGCAAAGCCGAGGUCACCGUGUGAAGACGGGGCCGCUGGUUCUGAAGCAUUGCAUCGCCAGGAGCCCUCUUCUGCCUGGGGGACUCGCCAUGGGCUUGAUCGGGGGCCCAGGUUACCGGAAGGAGGGGUGCUGGCCGUGAAGGCCAGCCCUUCUGCCUGCCCACGGGACUGGGAGCCUCGGAGCCUGCAGGGCCAAGAGGCCCACUUGGGUAAAGCCAGUGGUUCUGUCCUGGGGGCCUUAGGGCCCGGGUUCCUUGUGUAAAUAAACCCUUUUCUGUGACUCCCAUCCCUGAGAAUAAAGGAGCCCCAGCUUGGCUCUGCG